Trichomonas vaginalis G3 is the source of this 1335-nucleotide messenger RNA. RefSeq names its product transmembrane protein 151-like protein family. Bases 1 to 1335 code for a protein of 444 amino acids. The transcript has a single exon. Lineage: Eukaryota; Parabasalia; Trichomonadida; Trichomonadidae. The record is from RefSeq and is a predicted model, not a curated record.
AUGAAUUGGCCUUUCUAUGUUGCAGGUGCCCUUAUGAUUCCGAAUAUUAUAGCAGAAAUGGUUCCACUCUGCCGCAAAAAGGCGCCACCUUCGCCAUUUGUUUUUCUAAAUUGUUUAAUUUUAAACGUUGGAUUUGGAUUCCUUACAUCUCUUGUUACUGGAGAUGAAAUUCUUCAAAUUACAUCUUAUACAUGCCUUGGAGUAGGAGUUUUCUUCUUAAUUUUUCCAUUUGAUUAUUGUUAUUGCAAAACAUGGUUCGAUGGUUGGCAUUUUGCUGUUGGAGAGAUUUUUAACAAAAAGCUUUCACGUCAGGAUUUUAUUCAACAGAUGAGUGGAAAUCGUGCAAUUCCUCCUGAGAUAACUGUUACUGCAACAGCAUCACAUGAUGAAACCAGAACAGAAUUUGAGACAGUCACUGAUUCUGAUGGAUCUACUCACACAGAGACUAGAACUUAUACAGUUACUGUAGUUACAUGGCGAGAUACUCAAGCAUUUCAUUAUGAGUCUUGGCAAGAAGAUUCAAAUUCAAUCCGUAUUAAAGAGACAGAUGUUGUUCAUGCUGUUUGUACAGUGAAAUAUGAUUUAGAUGAGUCAUGUAAAAGAUCACUUGAUGCAUUUGAAAAAACGAUGUACGAUAUAGCAAAAAUGCACGAUACUGAUGUUUAUACCAGUCGAAAAAUGCAAACACCGAAUCUCAAGCAUAGCAUCACCGGAUAUAUUUGUCAUGAAGAACCUUGCGAAACUAAAUUCUAUCAAAGUUGCAUUGGUCGCUUUCUUUGGAUCUUUUUCACCAUGAUCGGGUACCAAUUAGCUUAUGAAUCACGUUGGGCAUCAUCUGGUGAGAGAAUGCGUCUUAGACUUAUUAAACGAAUGUCAAGCCAUGGAUUAAAAUAUCGCUGUAGAUAUGGUCAGGAUGAUGUGGUUGCUGCAGAAUCCACAUUUAGAAUAGAAAAUGAGAUGACUGCAUUAAAUUCACCACUAAUCAUGUCAUAUGAAACACCAAGUAUGGAUAAAUCUUGGCUGAAAGAUGUACCAUUCACAUCACCAUAUCAAAAUCAACCUGUUGCUCUUGCUCCUCAGCAAAGUGCAUCGCAACAAUUAUAUGUUGCUCCACCUGGUAAUGUUGUAUCAGUUUCCAUGCUUUCUGAAAAGAAUGAAGAUGAAAAGGCAUUAAAGGAUGAAAAUGAAAUGUCAUUAAAGGAUGAAAACGAAAUGCCAUUAAAGGAUGAAAACGAAAUCUCAUUAAAGGAUGAAAACGAAAUCUCAUUAAAGGAUGAAAACGAAAUCUCAUUAAAGGAUGAAAACGAAAUCUCAUUAAAGGAUGUAAAUACAUGA